AUGGAUGCAGUAGUCCGAAUUUUGGGGUAUUUGAAGUUUGCACCAGGAAAAGGCAGUAACUUGGUUACUUGGAGGAGUAAAAAGCUUAAGGUUGUCUAUUUGUUAAGUGCAGAUGCCGAAUAUCGGGCUAUGUCAGCAAUUAAGAUUGCUGAAAAUCCAAUUCAACAUGAUAUAAUGAAACAUGUAGAGAUUGAUCGAAACUUUAUUUAUGAGGAAUUGGAAGAGAAUAUUAUUGAAGUUCCGUAUGUUAAGACUAUUGAACAAUUGGAGGAUAUGUUGACCAAGGCUGUAUCAAAUCGAGCCUUUACAGAUUCACUUGUCAAGCUGGGUAUCUGCGACAUCUAUGCACCAUAUUUAGGGGAGUGUUGGCGUGAAUCACAAUAG
Prunus armeniaca (apricot) is the source of this 384-nucleotide messenger RNA. Lineage: Eukaryota; Viridiplantae; Streptophyta; Magnoliopsida; Rosales; Rosaceae. The record is from the annotation of a GenBank genome assembly.